AUGUUCCCUCAACCACCAAUUCUAGAGUCAGAGGAGACGGUGGCGUCCAUUCUUUUUGCUGCCUUUGAGUCAAAUUUGGGAGGUGUCGCCAUUGACUGGGAGCACGAAGAACAAAUCACCUACGAGCAAUUACGUGGCAAGGUGCAGAAACUUGCCCAGAGGCUUCGCCCUCAAGCACCUCCUGGAACCCCAGUCGUGGUGUGCUUACCUCGUUCGAUUGCGCAAAUUGUCAGUAUCGCCGCAGUUCAAUGGCUUGGAGCCGUCUACGUGCCCUUGGACCCAACCAUCCCUCAAAGCAGACUGGAUGGCUUGUUGAAGCGUCUGCAAAAGCCUGUCAUCUUGGCGAAUCAAGACUUUUUCCAACGAUAUUCCGACCCCCAAUCUAUCGAUGGGACAUACUUCAAUGUCGAGCAAUGUCUCACCGAUGAUCAAGGGCAUGCCGUGGAAACGAGUAGCCACCCUAUUGCUACCCGUGAGCCAGACGACCUGGCGAUUAUUCUUUUCACAUCGGGAAGUACGGGUGAGCCCAAAGGCGUGAAGCUCUCGAACCGCAAUAUUAUCGAGCCCAUUCGCUACUUGAGCCGCCAGCAGGAUAUCACCCCCCAUUCUCGAAUCCUUCAAUUUGCUGGCCCAGCAUUCGACGUGCAUAUGCUGGACAUAUUUUGUGGCCUUUUCAAUGCCGCGACUUUGUGCUUGGUCACUAAAGAUAAGCUUCUUUCCCAGUUAGCUUUCUGGAUCAAUCAGAUGGAAGCGAAUAUGAUCCAUCUCACUCCGAGCAUGUUGUCAAUGCUGCGCCCUGAGGAGGUUCCCGGGAUUCGGUAUAUGCUGUCGAGUGGAGAAGCGAUCACUCAGGAGAUCAUCGAAACGUGGGCCUCUUCCGCCGUUCUCCUUAAUCUUUAUGGGCCCUGUGAAGCCUCCUCCAUAGUCGGCUCGCGGCUGCUACCGGGUGAUUCGGCGAGUAUCAUCGGCAAGGCUACUCCAUUCUCGAAUAUCAUUGCUCUACGAGAGGAUGGGCAACCUGCCGGUCCAGGGGAGUCCGGUGAGAUCUAUUGUACCGGCAAGACCAUCUUUCUGGGAUACCUUGGGAAUGAGACCAUGACGCGAUCGAAAUUCCGUGUGCAGGGCCCUGGUCUUCCCGAUCUAUUUGGCACAGGAGAUGUCGGUAUAGUGACCGAAGAUGGAUAUCUAAAACUUCUGGGCAGACUUGAUACUCAGGUCAAAAUCAACGGGCAGCGCGUCGAGUUGCAGGAGAUUGACCAUGCGUUGACUACUAUCGCUGCCAAAGCAGUCACAAGGUGGAGAAAGGAUCCAAGGGGACAGAUUCGACUGCAUGCCUUCGUUACUGAGUCAUCUGCCUUUUGCUAUCCGUCCGAUCCUUGUGAGCUGCUCACUGAUGGCCAGGAAUUUAUCGACCGUCUCUCGGGAGUAUGUCGUGCCACGCUGCCUUCGUACAUGGUUCCUGAGAUUAUCCCGGUAAGUGCAAUUCCCCUGAAUGCGAGUGAAAAGAUUGAUCAGAAGCGUCUCGACCUUUUGCUCGAGUCUCAUCUACAGUCAGCCAGUGGAAUCCUGGAGCUAGAUGCCACGGCCGGAAAUACUGCCACAGAGCAGACCAUAGCCAACAUAAUCAGUGAGCAGUUGAACCGCCCUGUUCGGUCUGCUCAGAGCAAUUUACUCUCCAUGGGACUUUCUUCACUUGAUGCCAUGGCUGUGUUAAAGCACAUCUAUCUCGAGUUUGCUGUGUCUCUUUCCCUACACAACUUCCUUCAAAGCCCGACUGUAAAGCAGGUUGCGAGAAUGGUCGAUGAACAGGCAGAAACGAGGACGGCAGCUCCUUCCCCCCAACCUACAAAGGAAGGCAUAUUUGUUCAGAUUGAUGAGGUGAUCACAUCUCCAUCUCAGGACCGGAUAUUCGCAGCCGAUAAAUUGCUUGCUAAUAGCGCGUACAACUGCAAUUUUGUUCUUCGUCUUCCCUCCAUGGACCUGGACGUGGAGCGCCUGCGCCGGGCUGUCUUUCAAGUCUAUGCCAGGCAUGACGUUCUUCAUUCGACAUAUCAUGAUGUUGAUUCUGAUGGCAAGGAAGCGGGCCCCAAUGCAUUGCCCCUUGUGAGGCAAAGAGUGUGGCCGGUCGCUGAUCUUCCACCACAGUGGACUGUGGUCAGCCUCAAGGAGUUGGAGAUAAUUAGCGUGCGACACAAGAAUUCCGUGCUCGAGAGCUCUAUGGACCGCAUUGCAACGGACGCGGAAGUUCUGUUUAGCCUGAGCCAAGAAUCAGCCCUGAGAGUCACAGUAUAUGAGCUGGGGUACCAGCAGUGGAUUGUCCACUUCAAUAUCCACCAUAUCGCGAUGGAUGAAUGGUCAUUCCAUAUUCUCACGAGAGAGAUUGAGGAUUUCUAUUCAUCCGAGCAAUUUUUGGACCUACAGUCUUCCCCAGCAGUGCAAUAUAGCGAGUUUGCCAAGUGGCAGCGCUCCAUUUUGCUACAGCAAGAAUACAACAAUCACCUCCACUGGUGGGAGGAACGAAUCGGCGAUGAGAUAGCUUCGCUGCGCCCUGAAGACCUCGGUCCCUUGCCUCCCCAUAUCCCCUCCUUGUCGGUCGAAGAAUGUGACAAGAGCCAGUUGAUUAUGCAGGACCUCGACUCUGACAUCUUCCGGAGUUUUCAAGAACAAAUUUGUGCUGGAUCCACCGCGUUCGUGGGAUGGCUUGCCUUGUUUCAACUCCUCAUGGCGCGUGUGAGUCGCAAGAGCGAAUUUCUGUUGGCGGUUCCAGCCACUGAGCGCGGCGUCAGCGCCAAAUUCAUUGACGUUGUGGGGUUCUGUCUGAACACUGUUCUGAUCCCAUCCACGGUUGCACCGACCGACACUUUCAGGACUCUUUUGGCUCGGACACAAGAGACAUUCCUCUCCUGUAUCUCACAUUCUGUACCUUACGAAGACGUCGUCACCAAUCUAGCAGCAAAAAGACCAACCGGUCGUUCCAGCCUCCAGCUAAAUGUGAUGUUCGUGCUUCAUGAUCUCCGAGCAAACCCUGGAAAGGCCUCUGAUGCCAAUUCAUUUCUGGAAUCGGCGGAUUACAUCCAACUCCCAACCAAGGGGGCCGACUUCCCUCUCAUUGUUCACAUCGAUCCAAACUACAGCCCCCCUCGUCUAAUCCUGCAACACCGAUUUGAUGCCUUCCGUGCAUCCUUCGUCGAGACCCUUGGUCGUGGCUUUGCAUCGUUACUCCAAGAUGUUGUUCAAUCUGGACUUGAGGCACCCCUGAUACAGAUGAAUCAGAUCUCACCGCAGGAUGCACGAACACUCGAUAGUUGGGCUGUGGCUCCCAUAAUACCCGAACAAAUCUCCCAUGCUUGGAUUGAAAGUACUGGGCUCACAUUAGUGGACCUGUUCCAUGAGGUCGUGGAGAGAUACCCCGGGCAACUGGCGGUUGAAGACUUGACCGGGGAGAAGCUCACUUAUGAGCAGCUGUAUGCUCGUUCAGCUAUGCUUUCUCGAUUCAUGACGAGAACCCACGGCAUUUCUGAUCAAGUUGUAGUCAUUGCCAUGGAUAAGUCCCCAAAAUUGGUAAUCAGCGUCCUCGCGGUCCUGCUAUCAGGGGCUACGUUUCUUAUGAUCGAUCCGACUCACAAAAGUAUCCUGAACGAGAACAAAGUGUCUGUAAGCAACGCAUCGCUCAUUAUCACUGACUCCGGGAGUUACUCGGCUGUCAAUCAGAUCCCGAGGCCCACCGAUACCGCGAUUUUGCUGUUUGAGGAGACGACCUGGGCAAACGAGUCGGCGAAGACCAUUCAGCCAUCAAUUCCGGUCUCUUCUGGGGCGUGGCUUUGCUUUACCUCCGGUUCGACCGGUAAUCCCAAGUGCUUCUCGAUCCCGCAUAGCUCUGCAGCAGCUUGCUUGAUGAGUCUGAUUGACUAUUUUCACCAUGGACCAGGCACAAGAAUGCCACUCCUAAGCAAUGUUGUUUUCGAUGUCAGCAUCUCGAGUAUGCUUAGCCCUCUUCUCUCCGGGGGAACUCUCUGCCUUGCGCCAUCCGAGAGCUUUGUGACCGAUCUUGAGGUAACCUUACGGGCAUUAGCAGUGACCCAUAUAGAAGCUACCCCGAGUGUGGUUGCCACGCUUUCUGGACCUUUCGCGUUGCCUUCUCUCCAGUCUCUAUCCCUCGGAGGCGAACCUCCGGUGAGGGAAGUGACUAAGAUGUGGAUGGACAAGGUUGAUGUGUAUAACAUUUACUGUCCUGCGGAAUGUACCAUCAUUGGAUUCAUCCAUCGUUUCAAGUCCAGUGAUGAUCCCGAGGGCAUGAUGCGCAAUAUUGGCCGAAUGACUCCGCCAGUGCGCGCCAUGAUUCUCGACGCAAACCAGUCCCCUGUCCUGCCUGGGGCCGUUGGGUAUUUGCACAUUGGCUCAUAUAUGGAUGGUAAACUAGGGCAACUGAGCACAGGAUAUCUGGCGCCCCAAUCGGCCAACUCCAAAUUCUCCCAGGACUCUCGCGUGGGGCGCAUCUACAACAGCGGUGACUUGGCGUACUAUGAUGAGGAUGGAAAUGUGCAUCUCAUCGGUCGCGAGGACGAUCAAGUGAAGCUUCAUGGUAUUCGGUUCGAUCUGAGCGAUGUCGAAGCUACUGCCGAUGUACUCUUGCCUCCUGGAGGCAAGAGCAUUACUGUGAUUGCUGGUCAGCCCGAUAAGACGCUUGUGGCGUUUGUGCAUCAUCCUUCCUGGGCGCCGGAAUCGAAAUCCACACACUGGGCAUUGGAGAUUUCCCCCAAUACCACCCCUUACCUUCGGGACCUCCGCUCCCAACUUGAGAACAGACUGCAUGAUGUGAUGAUUCCGAGAUAUUGGAUUCCGAUUUCGUGGAUCCCCCACGGCAACACGGGUAAGGUCGAUCGAAAGCUGCUACAGAGAUGGUUCGAGGAGACCGCCGCUUCUGACCUCGACACUGUCCGACCAUACGCGACUCUUAAAACCCGUCCAGACCCUGAAGAUAAUACCUGGGAGACGGCAAUGGAGGCGUUCGACUCUCAUGCUAUUGGAAAGGCACUUCGCAGUGCUUGGCAACAGACGUUGGGCCUUGCCGACAAUCAAGUCUCUCUUCAAGAAUCAUUCUUCCACUCGGGUGGAGAUAGUAUCUCCGCCAUUCGCUUUUGUUCUCGGGCCAGGGCUAGAGGAAUCCAAGGAUGUACUGUUGGCCAGCUCUACCGGACUAGCUCGCUGUCAGCGUUGCUCACAGCCCUCGAGGCCGUGCAGCAACAGAGCACAGAGCCUGAAUUAAAGGCUACUGUCCCACAGGAUAAUUUCGCGGGUUAUAGGCUUCUUGCAUCUCGAGAUGAGUCGGAGGAUCUAAAGCGAGACAUUCAACAGGCGAUAGCAAAUACCACCUGGCAAGAGACCCACAUGGAGGGUGUCUGGCCCAUCCGCGAGAUUCAGAAAGCCAUGCUCUUGCAAUCUAGCUCCCAGAAUGGUCGCUACGUUGUCCAGGUGAUGCUGACGCUGACCGGGAUUUUGGAUUUCCAAAGACUGCGGAAUGCCUGGCGAUUAUUACAGGAGGCCCACCCCAGUUUGCGAACCACCUUCAUUCCUGUGUACCGCGCUGAUACGGUUGAGUACUUUGCCCUGGUCAUGAAGGCUUUGACAGACUACAGCAACUUCCAUCCUCAUGUCCUAGAUCUCCCCUCGGGGAGCCAAUUUGAAGAGUGGUUGGAAGCUGAUCGCCACCGAGGCUUCACAUUUGGAGAUCUUUUCCAUCGCAUGACUGUGUUCCAAUCUUCCCCAGAGACCCAUCACCUGGUCCUCACUAUCCAUCACGCGAUCAAUGAUGGAUGGUCCCUGGGAAUUAUGUGGAAGGAUCUGUCGGAGGCCUAUGGCAUUGGUAGCCUAUCUGCUCGUCCCUCCCCCGCUCGAUUUCUAGCCCUGGACCUGGCACGCGAUCCAAGAUCUUCUUUGGAUUACUGGACAUCCUAUCUGGAUGGCUUCGAACCGUUUGAAGUUCGCCCACAUGCACUACAAAGCCUCCAAGCCUCAGGUAAAUCGGCCAUGGAGACGAAGAGGCUGAUUGUCAGUAUUACACCGGAGCAGAUUUCUAAUUGCGCCAAAGCGCACAGAGUCACCAGUGCCACCGUGCUCGAGGCCGUGACUGCGAUCUUUCUUGCCCGGGUGACCGGUCGAUCCGAUCUUGCUUUUGGAAUCACUACCAGCGGCCGAAACGCUGCCGUGGAGGGCAUCGAUGAGAUGGUCGGCCUGUUCAUCAACACUCUUCCCGUCCGUCUUCACCUUGACCAACAUGCAACGAUGUCUUCGCUUCUCCAGCAUUUGGCCGAAGACUUUGCUUCCGCCAUUCCCCACGAGCAUGUCGCUCUCUCCCAGAUAUUUUCCAAGGCCCGUGGAUCAAAAAGUCCAUUCGAUACAGUGCUUGUUUACGAGAACUUCGAUACCAACCACGAGCAACAAUUCGACGAGAGUCUUACGUUGUCGGAGAUCGACGGGCGUGAAUUCUCCGAAUUCCCGUUCAUGGUCGUUGUUGAGCAUACCUUGCAAGGCACACAGAUUGUAUUCAAAUGGACCAAUAAUCUUCUGCAUGUUGAAGAGGCAGAGUCUUGGCUGAUUCAGUUUGCCUCCCUGCUUUCGGAAGUCAUUCGUUUACCUGAUGGCGAGCAGAAGCUUGAGAGACUGGGCAUGGUGACAGACUAUCGUGAGUUUGAACAAGUGAAGACCUCGUAUCAUGCCCAUAGAAGAUAUCUUCUGGAGAAUGCGACAGAAGAUACAUUAAAUGGUCUCUUCAAAAAGAGUGUCGUUCAGCAUGGAGAGAAUAUCGCUCUUCGCUCUUUGACGGAGUCUGUUUCCUUCCGUGAGCUAGACGAGAGGUCGGAGAAGGUUGCAUUCAAUCUUAUCCGCGAGAAUGUCUGUCCAGGUGAUGUGGUGCCAAUUGUCUUCUCUAGAUGUCCCGAUAUGAUCGUUGCUAUGCUGGGUGUCCUGAAAGUCGGUGCCGCAUAUUGCCCAUUGGACCCUAAGGCACCCUUGCUCCGUUUGCAGGGACUGAUAUCGAAAGUCCAAGGACGGAUAAUCGUGUUGGAACGAGACAUUCUCUCUCCUGAAGCGGUCCAGCACAUCCAGGCGAUGGGUCUGAAGGUAGCCUUCAUUGAGACACUCACAAAGAAUGGUGCAGCAGCCACAGACAACCCUGCCCUACCCGGGGUGAGCCCCAAUGAUAGAUGUUAUGUUCUAUUUACCUCUGGAACGACCGGAGAGCCUAAAGGCUGCAUUCUGUCCCACCGGGCUGUAUCUAAUGCUGUUCGAGAGACCGCCCGUAUAUACAACACCGGAGCCGGGACUCGAAUGUUGCUGUUUGCGAACUACAUCUUUGAUGCUUCUGUGAUCGACAUUUAUGGAUGCUUGUCCACCGGCGCUACACUGUGUUUUGCGUCUGAGGAUGACUUGAGAUCGGAUCUGAAUGAGGUCGUGACCCGAUUCUCGAUCACGUCUCUUCACCUGACACCCAGCGUGAUGCGAUUCCUUGACCCCGACCGCUGCACCACAAUCAAGACACUUGUGUCUGGUGGUGAGAAGCUUUCCACCAGCCUCCGCGAAACAUGGGCUGCUCGACUACGACUUUUCGACGGCUACGGUCCCACUGAGUCCGCAGUGCAGGUGUCCGCUACCCAGGUUGUCGACCAUGACGACACUUCCACCAUUCGACAAAUCAUUCCUGGUAACUUCGUGUUGCUCCUGGAUCAACAUGGGCUUGUUCCUCGGGUCGGGCAGGUCGGUGAAAUUUGCAUCGCGGGCAAGCAACUGUUCGACGGAUAUAUCGGAGAGCCUGACCUUACCGCGCAAGCGAUGACGACGAUGCCCGGGCUGGACCAAAACCUCUCACUCUACUGCACAGGUGACCUGGGAGUGUAUACUCCCGACAUGAACAUCCACAUAAUUGGACGAAAGGAUAGUCAAGUGAAGAUAUCUGGGCAGAGAAUCGAAGUGCAGGAAGUGGAGAAUGUCCUAAUCACUGCGCCAGGUGUGUUGAGCGCUGGGGUGGCUGUUUGGCGGAAUCACUUGAUCGCAGUCGUCCAGCAAAAGGAAUCGGCAGAAGUAGUAUCAAGUGAUACCACUUGGCGAUUGUUCUGCGAGGCAAGAUUGCCAGCCCAGCUUGUUCCGACCCACUUCCUCUAUGGCACAGUGCCUCUCAACACCAGCAGGAAGGUUGAUCGGCGACACCUGGCUCAAUUGGUGGAGUCUAAGAUGCAAGACGUAUCUACGGCCGGCUGUUCCAGCGAGCAGGAAGCCCAGACGAGGGCUGAGGCCUACAUUCUGAAGAUAAUCAAUGAUUUGCUUGGCACUCAAGUCAUCGAUGCAGAAGCAUCUUUUGCAUCAAUCGGUCUCAGCUCUCUGCCCUUAAUGGAGCUUCGUGCCAUCGUGUCGCAUCACUUUUCUCGAGAGUUAUCAUUCUCCGAACUCAACUCCGCUGGAAACGCUCGACGUCUGGCAGCUCGACUAGAUUUCGCAUCACCAAUCCCCGCCUUGUCCAAAAGUGCACCUCUGCAUCAUGAUGAUCAGGUCGAGGCACUCUCGACCCAGCGUCGGAUGUGGCUGGCCCAGCAACGACUCCAGGAUGAAACCUACAACGUCUGCAGUUUGCUGACUCUGAAAGAUGUCUCUGCCUCUCGAAUGGCUGAGGCCAUACGAUAUGUCGUCCACCACAUUGAUGCCUUCCGGCUGACGUUCACGUGGAACAGUGACAGAAACAGUCUUCAACAGGCGCUCCAGUCCGAGUCAACGGUUCCCGUGGAGGUUGUUGCAAUGGAUGAUCUCACAGAAAUUAAAAAGACGAGUCGUCAGUAUGCGCAGCGAAGCUGGGACCUGGAGAAUGGCCCUAUGGCCCUGUUCGUCGUAUUUGAUCGCGGCGCGAAGAACAUUGCAAUCUUUUACAACAUCCACCACAUCCUGGUGGACGAAUGGACAACACAGCAGAUGCUGGAGACUAUUCUGGAUGUGUAUGUCAACCGGCCGUCAGCACUCAAAUUUGGAUCAACUGUCAAGUACGCUGGUCUGGCGUCGCAGUACGGUCCUGGCAGUUCGCUCUACGACAAAUCCAUGGCAGCUCUGCUGAAACAUCUGGAUGAUAUCCCUCCUUUCGAUACCACGAAUUGGCCCGCCCCACCCGCUGAGGCUGCUGCUCGAGGGUCUGCCAAUAUCGUUAACUUCGUGCCAUCAUCGGAGUUUGAACAAUUCAAACGGACUUGCUCGAGAGAUGGCAUCUCGUGGUUCUCUGCUUUACUGGGUCUCUUCCAACUGCUUCUCCAUCGGUACACUUCGACGCAAGAGCUGGGAGUCCUCAUUCCGGUAUCGAUGCGUGGAGCUUUGGCAUCAAGUGGUGACGUCUUUGGCAACAUGGUAAAUACAGCGCUCGUCCGCUCGGUUCGUGAGGGCGCGAAAACGUUGCGACAGUUCCUCGAACAGACCGCUGCAUCCGUCAACUUUGCAAUGGAUACAGUCGUUGUUCCAUUCGAAGAUGUCCUCACUCAGCUCAAGACCACGGUCAGCGAGCACUCGGUCAUCUUUGUUGCCCAAGAGCAAGGUGCUUCCGUUGCUACCAACAAUAUUGUGGACAUCACGAGGGAGACGUUCAAUUCACGUCCGGUGGCAUUUGACUUGCAACUCACUCUUACCAGCACGAAAGAUGGUACUGUGCUGGAUUUCCAGUAUGAUCGCUCCAAGUUCGAGGCCUCUUACAUGCAAGAGGUUGCUAUGGGGUAUGCCCAGCUUUUAGAACGCGCAUUUUCACUCUGUGACACUCCUCUGAAGGACAUUGACCUCUGCACCCCUGAGCAGCGGGAUAUGAUGGAGGCAUUUGCCAACUUCCCCACCGUCAAACCACCGUGUCGCGAUGUCUUGCUCCACGAGCUUUUUGAGGAGACUGCUGCCAGACAGCCUGAUUCCAUUGCUGUAGAUCAUUGGGAUGGAGAUCAACAUACUCUGACAACAUAUCAGGAGCUGGAUGCCAAGGCUGCCACUCUCGCGAGGCUUUUGCAAGCAGAGUAUGGCGUUCAGGUGGGUGAUAUUGUCCCCAUUUUCGUGGACCAGGGCACUAUCUACGUGAUAUCCGUGUUGGCGGUGUUGAAGACCGGUGCAACCUUUACCCCGAUGGCUCAGGAUGGAACAUGGCCAGCCGACAGGGUGACAGGCAUCGUCACCGAAUGUUCAGCCAAGGUGGUAAUUGCCGACAUAGAGACCCCUGAAGAUCUGCCCUGUCCAACUCUGCAGAUUCAUUCGGUUGACUUCUCUGUCAAAGAGACGGCCCCCAUUGCUUGUGGAGCCACUCCGGACACGAUCUCUUACAUACUGUGGACAUCGGGCACGACUGGGGCUCCCAAGGGUGUCAUGAUUCCUCAUUCUUCCGCCGUGACUUAUUUCCGGGAGGCUGCUGCCUACUUGUUCCAGGGUACGGCUGCAGAUCGCACCUUUCAGUUUGCAAGCCCGGUGUUUGAUGCCAGCAUGGAGGAUCUCUUCCACACCUUUGUCGAGGGGGGAACGCUGUGUACGGCUCCCAGGCAGCUGCUUCUGUCUGAUCUGCACAACGUCUUCCGCGCUCUCCGUCCCACCGCCGCAGACCUCACUCCAACUGUCAUCUCGCUGCUUGAACCCUUUGUUGGCUCCUUCCGCGUUCUGGUUACUGCUGGUGAGCCGCAGAAUGAAAAGGUGCGCGCGGACUGGACCAAGUCACCGACUCGGCUGAUCAAUGCCUGUGGCCCGGCCGAAAAUACCGUAGGAUCCUACUUCGGACCCGUGACUCCUACAAGCAAUAUUCGGUCCAUUGGUCACCCGUUUGCCUCGGUGGUGGCCUUCGUUUUUGAUGCCUUCGGCAAGCUCUGCCCUCGACACGCCAUUGGCACCAUUUGGCUCGGUGGAUCCCAGUUGUUUAAGGCCUAUCUCAACAAACCGGAACUCACGGCCCGCGUUUUUAUCAAUCAUCCUAAAUAUGGUAGACUCUGGAACUCCGGCGACGUGGCCUACUACGACUCCGAGGGUCACAUUAUCCACUGUGGUCGUGGAGAUGACCAGGUUAAAAUUCGCGGCCAACGGCUGGAGCUGAGCGGCAUCAACUCGAUGAUCGAGGAGAGUGACUUUGUGCGCCGCGCAUUAGUUAUGAAGGAUAAGGAGAAGCUGGUCGCAUUUGUGGUGUGGGCGGAUGAACCUGAACGGCCGGUCACGGAGCUCAUCGCUGAAACCCUCAAUCCCAAUGAGCACGUCAAGCUCAAGGCUCUCAAAGAGUCUAUGAAGGCCAAGGCAUCAUCUGCCAUGAUCCCAUCAAUCUGGAUCCAGGUCAAUAAGGUUCCCCUCCGGCAAAGUGGUAAGGCAGACCACAGACUUCUGCGAUCCCUCAUCACCCACCAGGAGACUCCGGAGGACGAGUCAGGCAAGGCCCCCGUUACACCGGUGGAACACGUACUCCACGACUCCUGCUGCCGCACUCUUGGAUUACGUGCAGUGGGGAUGGAGCGGAAUGUCUUCGAACUCGGCAUGGACUCGUUCUUGGUGAUGAGGUUCCUGUCGGAAAUUCGUAAACAUCUCCCCCAGUGUCGUUUGACCCUCCGCCAUGUUGCUGAAGUCCCAACUCUGGAAGGAUUAGCUGCUGGGAUAGUGGUUCCCGAGGUGAACCAGCAAUCACCAGUCCGCCUGGAAUUGCCAGCUGUGUCCAGGUUCGAUCGUGGGUCUACAGCCCUUGUGCCGGCCAGCUCGAUUCAGACCCGGUUCUACUGUGCCCAGGCCCUUCUGGCGGACGCCACCUACAAUGUGCCCUCGUUUUAUAAGCUUGACGGCCUACUCCCAGACGCAGUUGAAUCGGCCAUCGUGUCUAUUCUAAAUGAGCAUGCCAUUUUCCGAACCACGUUUGUCUCUGACGGCGAGGCAUUGCGACAGAAACUUCAUACUACCUCUCAAGUAGAGGUCCGGCGAUGUGAUCUUGCCUCCUUAGAUGGGAAUGAUGCAAUGCACUUUAUGCGGGAUAUGUGUAUCAAGGAUGCUGCAACCGUGUUUGAUUUGGAAGAGGGGCCACUGGGCCGUGUCAUUCUCUUCCUGCUCCCGGGAGAAUCUGGCUUUCUGUUUCUCAAUUUCCACCACAUCAUCAUCGAUGAGCAGUCCAUGCGACAACUUGUCCAUGAGGUUGCUCGACGAGCAGGUCACAAUGACGCAACACCUGUGGUAGCCACCAAGGGGAGACCGCAGUAUGCUGACUUUGCGGAGCAAGAACACAAGCUCCUCCAGAACUCAGAUACGCAAGCCGAGUCACAACGCUUCUGGCAGGAGUAUCUGUCGAAUUUUACCCCGGUGAACAUUCCGCCCUUCCAUGUCGGAUCGGGCCAGCCGCAGCGUGCCAUGUGCCACUACGACUUUAGCUUGCCCCAAGAGAGCCUCAGUUGGGUCCGCAAGCAGGGGCUCACCAACUUUUCUGCCUUCCUCUCUCUAUACAUGAUCUUGCUGCAACGUGUCUGGAACUUAGCCGAUGCCACAGUCACAAUCCCUGCCUCGCAACGAGCUGAGCAAGUUCCCACCGACAUGUACGGGUGCUUCAUCAACACUGUCCCGGUGCGUGCGCAUGUCUCGGGGGAUUGCCUACUUGGGCCAUUCCUCAAGUCGAUGUCUCGCAAUUUGUUCCAGGUGUUGCAAAAGUCAUAUCUUCCUUACGACCAAAUACUCGACGCUGCCAAGAUUAGCACACAUGAUUUGCCUUUGAUGUUUGUCUACCAUGAGGCCUCAAAGGACGUCUUUGACGGGUUGGUUGACGCACACAACCUGCUUCGCGAGACAGACAAUGAGACCUCCGGACAGUCUAAGUUCCCUGUGACCUUCUCUGUGACCCUCGCUGAGCAGAAGGAGCUUUGGAAUGUCAGUCUUAAUGUGGAGUACGACAUGAGCAGGAUCCAGAGAAAAUCAGUCGAUAUACUGUGCGAGCAUUUUGAGAGCCUGCUUCAUGCAGUGAGCCAGUGCGCCGAUGAUAUUCUGAUUGGUCACUUGGAUAUCCUCACGCCGGGAGAGAAAGAACUUGUGGAGAUUCAACAGCGAACGAUUGACGCGGUCGAUCGAAAGAAAGACGCUCCCAAAUUUGUCCACCAGCUGGUGCGCGAUCAAGCUGCGCAAUUUCCCAACCAGAUCGCUUGCGAUUUCGAGGGUAAAGAAACAGUGACAUACCGGGAGCUUUGGAACAAGGUGGAACACAUUUCCGCUGGACUGAUCUCUUUCAGACAGGGAGUCGACAACAAGGUCGGUAUCUUCAUGGAUGCCGGGAUUGACCGCAUUGCCUCCAUUCUGGCUGUCCUCAAUUGCGGAAUGGCAUGGGUUCCUCUUGAAGUGAGCCUUCCUGUCGCUCGACUCGUCACGAUCGUGGAAGACUGUCAGCCGCAAGUGAUCUUGACGACACAGACCCUGCAAAGCGAUUAUAGCACGGUCUUGCAGGAGCUACACAAGGCCACCGCUCAUCGGGUUCCUCUGUACCAUCUCCCUUCAGCAGUGCCUACUACUGAAGCGCCUGCUGUUGUUGCUGACCACCUCCAACCAAGCGAUCUUGCCUACAUUUUAUAUACCAGCGGAUCUACCGGUAAGCCCAAGGGAGUUCAAGUAGAGCAUUUCCCUCUGCUCAACGCGACUCUGGCCUUUCGUGCCUUGUAUGAGUGUGGGCGCGACAGCCGCUUCUUGCAAUUUGUUCCAUGGACUUUCGAUAUCUCGAUCAUGGAUGUCUUCGCAUCCUUGACAACCGGUGCCACUCUGUGCCUGGGCGGUAAAGAGCUCCUCCAUUCCAACUUCCACUCUAUCUUUUCUCGGAUGCAAAUCACUCAUAUCUUGGCAUCACCGACGAUGAUGAGCCUUCUCACUCCCGAGGAAGCUCCGACCUUGAAGGUUCUGUCCAGUAGUGGUGAAUCAAUGACAACCAAGGUCCGUGAUGUCUGGGCCGACCGAAUCACUGUCCUCAAUGCUUUCGGACCCACCGAGACCUGUAUCUACAGCCUGGUGUCGCGUGUGCGUCGCGACUUGGAGCCCAACAAUAUCGGAAUGCCGACUACAGGAAACACGGCGUUUAUUGUCAAUGAAGAGCUCGGGUUGUGUCCGGUUGGAACAAUCGGACAGUUGGCCAUCGGAGGAGUUCAGCUUUCUCGUGGAUAUCUAAAUCGCCCGGAAGAAAACCGUGCAUUCGUGGAUCACCCUCUCUUGGGACGUGUCUAUCUAACCGGCGACUAUGCUAUCAGAAAUCAUGAUCAGUCUAUUACCUACCUGGGCCGCAUGGAUACUCAGACCAAAAUCCAUGGCCAGCGCAUCGAGCUCGAGGAGAUUUCUAACACUGCUCUCUCACAUCCUGCGAUGCAUAAUGCACUUGCUAUGGUUGUCGGUCGCGGCGACACAAGCCAUCUGGCACUCCUAUUCGAACCCAGUGGACGCGGGUCUGCCGUGGGACAGACUGACAUGCAGGCUCUUGAUGCCAUGGACUUCCAGAGCACUGUCUCGGAAGUUCACUCCAAGCUCCUCUCCACCCUCCCCGGCUACGCUGUCCCAAGCUUGUGCAUUCCCGUCUCAUUCAUGGCCAUGAAUGUAAACGGCAAGACGGACAGAAAGCGGGCCACUGCUCUUGUAGCCGACCUAAGUGAUACUCAACUGUUGUCGUACAGUGUCGAAGCCCAUGAGCAAGGAGCAAAUCUGCCGCUGGAGACCGAGCAAGAGUUCCUGAUCGCUGACGCGAUGUGUCAGGUCUUGAAAGCCCGGGAAAUCUUCGCCAACAGUAACUUCUUUGCCAUGGGCGGAACUUCCAUCUCUGCCAUUCGUCUUUGCUCAAUUCUUAGACGAUCUGGGUUCACCCUGAUUGUCAACCACAUUUACGCGCAUCCGACAGUAGCCGAGCUUGCCGCCAACGUCAGGUACAAAUUUCCUGCGAACAUGGUUUCAGACACCAAACUCGACAGCUGGGGUAACAUCCAUCCGAUUCCGAUCAUGGACUGGUACAUCGAUCAGCAGAAGAUCAAUCCCAAUUGGAACAAUCAGGCCCACCUGCUCCGAAUGGCUCGCUCGGUAACUUUCACUGACACGGUGAAAGCGUGGCAGGGCAUCACUGAGAUUCAUCCUUCCCUGCGCAUUCGAUGUAAUUCCAGUGUGGCGCCGCCCAGGCUAUAUAUUCCGAUCCAUCCAUCGUCCCGGGAUUAUGCCGUUAUCCGUCACUCCGUGCCCUCGGAGGAAGCGCUGGAAUCGAUUAUCCCACAAGCGCAGGCUUCACUGGACAUCACCAAGGGACCCGUUUCUGCUUUGGCAUGGAUCGAGACUCCAUCAGCAACCUACUGUCUCAUUAUAAUCCACCAUCUCGCUAUCGAUAUUGUUUCAUGGCAGAUCAUAUUCGACGACCUCGAACAACUUCUCUCUGGAGAAUCGAUCUUGCCCGAAGGCGAUUCAUUCCGUCGCUGGUCUCUGCAGGUACGCGAGAGACAAGCGUCGGCUCUCCCCCGGGUCUUAGAUACUGCCAAGUGUCAGAAGUCACAACAUGAGAACCAUCUCAUCGUACCCGCUUUUGCCUCCCGGCGCCACCGGAACAUUCAAUCCACUGUUGCGAUCGUCGAAACAAGUCUAGCGGCAGAUCUGACCCAGCUCUGCCUAACCGAUGCCAACAAGAUACACAGCACCGAGCCGGUCGAGCUCCUCCUCGCGGGACUCGUCCUCGCCCUCUACCGCUGGCGACACAUCAGCCGGUUCGAGCUGACGCUCGAAUCGCACGGCCGCGAGCUCCAGAACGAGGCGCUCGACCUGUCGCGAACCGUGGGAUGGUUCACGUAUCUCUACAACGCGGUCUUCGCAAUCCCUCCCAGCAGAGAGACCGACAGUGGCAGUGACAGCGACGGCACGCACGGCAGCUACACUCACAGUGACAGCGACAGCAACAGUGGGCGCAGCCGCACCCGCGACAAGAUAAGUGCGAUUCCUGCUCUACUGUCGGCCACCAAGGCGACGCGUCGCACGGCCUCUCAGGGCACAGACUUUGCUGUCUCGAGCAGUUCGGGCGCGGCCGAUACUCCAGUCCUCAUGUUCAAUUACGCCGGCGCGUACCACACCGGCAACACGGGUGGGCUUUUUAACGCGGUCAAUCUGCCAUCGAUGGAGACGUCUAUGGACGACCCCCGGAACGUUCGGCCGUCGGUGCUGGACUUCAACUGCGGUGCAAAGGAUGGCGUGAUGGAUUUGAGUAUCUUGUACAGUCAGGCCAUGCACGCUGAGGAGGAUGUGCACGCGUUGCUGAUGAUCUGGAGAGAGGCUGUGGAGGAGAUUAUUGAGGAGUGUACUAGUUACUGA
Aspergillus uvarum CBS 121591 is the source of this 16305-nucleotide messenger RNA. RefSeq names its product acetyl-CoA synthetase-like protein. Gene Ontology annotation, cellular component: cytoplasm. Gene Ontology annotation, biological process: secondary metabolite biosynthetic process; amino acid activation for nonribosomal peptide biosynthetic process. Lineage: Eukaryota; Fungi; Ascomycota; Eurotiomycetes; Eurotiales; Aspergillaceae. Gene Ontology annotation, molecular function: phosphopantetheine binding; catalytic activity. The record is from RefSeq and is a predicted model, not a curated record. The transcript is spliced from 7 exons. The coding region runs from base 1 to 16305 and encodes 5434 amino acids.